This is a messenger RNA of Mytilus trossulus (common blue mussel), 916 nucleotides long. RefSeq names its product splicing regulatory glutamine/lysine-rich protein 1-like. NCBI's taxonomy places the organism in Eukaryota, Metazoa, Mollusca, Bivalvia, Mytilida, Mytilidae. The record is from RefSeq and is a predicted model, not a curated record. The transcript is spliced from 6 exons. The coding region runs from base 119 to 916 and encodes 265 amino acids.
GUCUUCGACGUCGUUGUAAAAGAUCGUUACAGAUUGACAAACGUAUCGUUGUAUUUUGUGAGCAAGAUUUUACAGAUUUACAGAUUUCUACUGAAUUUUACAGAUAAUUGAAAUAAAGAUGGUUGACUUCAACUAUAACAAUUUUACCCACGAGGGUUUAGAAUCAGAGAAGAAAAAGCUAAUUGUCCAGCUUAAGGAGGAUUCCAUUUCUAAUGAUGGAAUGGAAUUUUGGGCUAAGGCGGAGACAAUCCAAGAACAAUAUGAAGAUCCAUAUAGGAGAUUAGAAUAUACUUCUAGGAGGUUGUUCACUCAAUUUAAAAAAGAGGCACAGACAGAGUCUGAGUUGAAAUUUUGGACACAACUUGAAGAAAUGAGAGGCGCAUAUAAAUAUGCCGAUGAUGAAGGCUUCAUAUUUGAAGAUUUAGAUGAAGAAACAGAGGACGAAGUCGAUAACGUUCAAACUGAACCCGAUGCUCAACAAGAAUCAGGCAAUGGGCAAGAUGGAGCCGGAAACCAUCAAGACAAUUUCAAGAAACAUGAUGAUGAACAGAAAAAACAAGCAGAGACAGCAGCUAUAAAGGAGGAUAGCUCACAGACAGAAAUUGGGCCUUCUUCUCUAUCUCACAUCCACCAAAAGGAAGAUUCUACAUGGAUAGAUAAUUUCCGACAGAACGACAUUGAAUUAAAUAUUCCCGAUAAAAAUGAGCGAAAAGUUAUGGAAAAGGGGGAAAAGAAGAAGGAUAAAAGAACAAACAAAUUAAUAAUAGCUGAUAAGAAAAGAAGGCAGAAGGAAAAUAACCAAUCUAAACAAUUGAAAACAAAAGAUGGACGUAAAAAGGCAAAGAAAUCAACCUUCAGUGAUUUCAUGAGAACUCUGACGUCAUGUUUCCGGAAACCAAAAGUAGAAGAAGAAUAG